Molecule: messenger RNA, 1860 nt
Organism: Oryzias melastigma (Indian medaka)
Lineage: Eukaryota; Metazoa; Chordata; Actinopteri; Beloniformes; Adrianichthyidae
Product: NLR family CARD domain-containing protein 3-like
Exons: 1
Coding region: 1-1860 (619 amino acids)
Source: RefSeq, a predicted model, not a curated record
AUGGAUUCAAACCCUCAUCAGUCAGGCUGCAGAGAGUUUAUUUACUCUGUUUGUUGUCUUCGUUCAGGUUUGACUGUUGCAGUUUGUCGACAUAAAGUCCAAUCUGGUCUGAAGAAGAAGUUCCAGUGUGUGUUUGAGGGAAUCACUAAAGCAGGAAACCCAACCCUUCUGAAUGAGAUCUACACAGAGCUCUACAUCACAGAGGGAGGAACUGGAGAGCUGAAUGAAGAACAUGAGGUCAGACAGAUUGAAGCAGCAUCCAGGAAAGCAGACAGAGCAGAAACCAGCAUCAGACAAGAAGAGCUCUUUCAACUCCCAGCUGGAAGACAAGAACCAAUCAGAACCGUGAUGACAAAGGGAGUGGCUGGCAUCGGGAAAACAGUCUUAACACAGAAGUUCACUCUGGACUGGGCUGAAGGCAAAGCCAACCAGAACAUCCACUUCACAUUUCCAUUCACUUUAAGAGAGCUGAAUGUGCUGAAAGAGGAGAAGUUCAGCUUGGUGGAACUUGUUCAUCACUUCUUCCCUGAAACCAAGGAAGCAGGAAUCUGCAGCUUUGAACACUUCCAGGUCAUCUUCAUCUUUGAUGGUCUGGAUGAGUGUCGACUUCCUCUGGACUUCCACAAGACUCAGAUUCUAAAUGACCCUAGAAAGUCCACCUCAGUGGGUGAUCUGCUGACAAACCUCAUCAGGGGGAACCUGCUUCCCUCUGCUCGCCUCUGGAUAACCACACGACCUGCAGCAGCCAAUCAGAUCCCUGCUGAGUGUGUUGACAUGGUGACAGAGGUCAGAGGGUUCAAUGAUCCACAGAAGGAGGAGUACUUCAGGAAGAGAGAUGAAGAGCAGGCCAGCAGGAUCAUCUCCCACAUCAAGAGAUCCCGAAGCCUCCACAUCAUGUGCCACAUCCCAGUCUUCUGCUGGAUCACUGCUACAGUUCUGGAGGAUCUGCUGAAGAGCAGAGAGGGAGGAGAGCUGCCCAAGAGCCUGACUGAGAUGUACAUCCACUUCCUGGUGGUUCAGGCCAAAGUCAAGAAGGUGAAGUAUAAUGGAGGAGCUGAGACAGAUCCUCACUGGAGUCCAGAGAGUAGGAAGAUGAUGGAGUCUCUGGGAAAAUUGGCUUUUGAGCAGUUGCAGAAAGGAAACCUGAUCUUCUAUGAAUCCGACCUGACAGAGUGUGGCAUCGAUAUCAGAGCAGCCUCAGUGUACUCAGGAGUGUUCACACAGAUCUUUAGAGAGGAGAGAGGCCUGUACCAGAACAAGGUGUUCUGCUUCAUCCAUCUGAGUGUUCAGGAGUUUCUGGCUGCUCUUCAUGUCCACCUGACCUUCAUCAACUCUGGACUCAACCUCUUGAAACAUAAGAAAAAAUCAAAGAUCUUUGAACUGAAACAAAGUAGUCCAGUCCAGUUCUACCAGAGUUCUGUGAAGAAGGCCUUACAGAGUCCAAACGGACAUCUGGACUUGCUCCUCCGCUUCCUCCUGGGUCUUUCACUGCAGACCAAUCAGAGUCUCCUACGAGGUCUGAUGACUCAGACAGGAAGUAGCUCACAGACCAAUCAGGAAACAGUCCAGUUCAUCAAGGAGAAGAUCAGUGAGGAUCUGUCUGCAGAGAAAAGCAUCAACCUGUUCCACUGUCUGAAUGAACUGAAUGAUGGUUCUCUAGUGGAGGAGAUCCAACAGUUCCUGAGUUCAGGACGUCUCUCCACAGAUAAACUGUCUCCUGCUCAGUGGUCUGCUCUGGUCUUCAUCUUACUGUCGUCAGAAGAAGAUCUGGAAGUGUUUGACCUGAAGAAAUACUCCCGUUCAGAGGAGGCUCUUCUGAGGCUGCUGCCAGUGAUCAAAGCCUCCAACAAAGCUCUGUAA